Molecule: messenger RNA, 3105 nt
Organism: Egretta garzetta (little egret)
Lineage: Eukaryota; Metazoa; Chordata; Aves; Pelecaniformes; Ardeidae
Gene: RTN4IP1
Product: reticulon 4 interacting protein 1
Exons: 9
Coding region: 29-1102 (357 amino acids)
Cellular component (GO): mitochondrion
Molecular function (GO): zinc ion binding; oxidoreductase activity
Source: RefSeq, a predicted model, not a curated record
CCGCGCCUCUCCGCGGGCGCGGUCCGCCAUGCCCUCCUGGGUCAUAGACCAGUACGGCCGCAACGACGUGCUGCGCUUCACCCGGGACAUGGUGUUCCCCAUCAUACACUUCCCGAACGAGGUCAUCAUUAAGGUUCACGCUGCGAGCCUGAACCCCAUCGACCUUAGCAUGAGAAGUGGUUACGGUGCAACCGCAUUAAAUAUGAAGCGGGAUCCCCUGAAACUCAAAAGCGCAGACACUGAAUUUCCACUAACACUUGGUCGAGAUGUCUCUGGUGUUAUUAUGGAAUGUGGACUGAGUGUGUCUUAUUUCAAACCUGGAGAUGAGGUGUGGGCAGCAAUUCCUCCAUGGAAACAGGGCACUCUGUCAGAGUUUGUGGUAGCUAGUGGAAACGAGGUGUCUUUUAAGCCAAAGCGUCUCAGUCACACAGAAGCUGCCUCCUUACCCUAUGUAGGUCUCACAGCAUGGUCUGCAGUUAACCAGGUUGGAGGACUGAACCGAAAUAAUUGUAGUGGGAAAAGAGUAUUAAUAUUAGGAGCUUCAGGAGGAGUUGGUACAUUUGCUGUACAGCUAGUGAAGGCCUGGGGUGCUCACGUGACAGCAGUUUGUUCUCAUGAUGCCAGCACACUGAUGAAAAAGCUUGGAGCAGAUGAGGUGAUUGAUUACAAAUCUGGAAAUCUGGAAGAGCAACUUAAAACAUUACCCUUAUUUGAUUUCAUCCUAGAUAAUGUUGGUGGAUCCACUGAGAAGUGGGCUCUAGAUCUCCUGAAGCAAUGGUCAGGAGCAACAUAUGUUACCUUAGUGACACCUUUCUUGAUCAAUAUGGACAAACUUGGAGUGGCUGAUGGCAUGUUACAAACAGGAGUCACUGUUGCUUCCAAAACUGUAAAGCAUCUCUUUAAAGGAGUCCAUUAUCGGUGGGCAUUUUUUAUGCCAAGUGGCCCAAGUUUGGAUGAAAUAGCAGAACUGGUUGAUUCUGGAAAGAUUCAACCAGUUAUUGAUCAAGUCUUCUCUUUUUCUGAAGUUCCAAAAGCCUUUCUGAAAUUGGAAGGAGGACAUGCACGUGGAAAAACAGUGAUCGAUGUAAUUAGUAAAAAAUAAAGUAUCUCUAAUCGUUAUUCUGCCCGCAGUCAGCCCUUUAGUGCUAAAUUACACUUGAACAUGAACUGGUAUGUAGCAACUGUUUCUUCUUCAAAAGCUCAUAGGGGAUGGAUAACUUUAAAAAGAAGUCUUGUUUUAGAAAAGCCUCUUUGAUUCCUUCAUUGCCUGCCCAUUAAUAACUGUUAAUACACAGACAAGAAACACUAGUGUCCCUUUGGUGUUUCUACAUGAAAACCAUGUUACAAAUGUAGUUGUGACUUUUGCAGAACACCCCUCACUCUUGGGAUAAGAGUUUGUAGUCUUGGUGCUUUUAUUUUUCCAGAUGUUUUAGUCAAGUCCUGAAAUGGUGAGGCACACGUUUAUCUAAUUGUCCAUGUGAAACUCUGUUGGCCUUGCCUAGUUCUGUUCACCUUUAUUAAUAUCUAUUGUUACUCAAUCUAGUUCCUUCUCAGAACCUGUAAACUUUUCCUGUAUGCAGCAGUCACGUUGCUGUCUCAAGACCGGUACUUUAAUCUCGAUAUGGCAAAUCCCUCGUGGCAUAACUAAUCAGAGUAGAAGCAUGGAAUAAAAAUCUGUAACUGAUAAUUACUCUAACUGCCUAAUUCCUGGCACAGAUUCAGCUGACUACAGUGUCCAUGCGGGUAGGCUAGACAUGAUUUUGGCAGUCAUCAGGAGACCCUGUUCCUUCCAUGCCCCCUAUUGCUGCCAGUGGCGAUGAAGUGCUGGAGGGGUAUGUGUCUCUUGGUCUGUUUAUGAUCUUACCAUUUUGCCUGAGAUGGGCUAUGGCGUGACUUCCCCUGCAAUUGUGCAGCUAGAUCGAAGGGAAGUGGUAACCUUUUAAUUGGGAACCGGACAUUUACUGUGGUGCAGCUACAGUGAUGGAAAAACCAAGUCAUGGAGUGCUUGUGUCGGGGGACAGAAGCAGCAGCUGUGUGAACUGUGGCCCCGUGUACAAAAUGCACUGAACACAUGCUUGUAUAGGAGAAGCACACAUUCCUUAGAGCCUGCAGCUAUUCCACACCAUCCAUUGACUCCUCAUUAGCUGUUGCAGAGGAAUUACAGACAGAGAAGGACACCAGGCAGAAGCAGAACUAACUAAAAUGUCAGCUUUCUACCUUUAAAAAUAAUUUCAAUAAAAAGUUACCUAACUUAAAUUUAUUUGUAAAAUGCUAUAUUAUAUAUAGCAAGAGCACAUCAAUAUGACAAAGUACCACUGUUUGGAACCAAUAACAACAUGUUUUCUAGGAAGAACUAAAAGCAGCACAUUUCAGAGCAACAAAACUUCAGAAGGUCUGUACAAAAGGAGGAAAAUAAGUAAGGCACUUCCUCUAGGGUGGUAACAAUAAAAGCACCAGUAUCCUUUGAGGCAAUACAAUAGUAAUGAAAAUGUUAAUUUUAAACAGACUUACUAUGCAAGACAAAGGCCUGGAUGCUCCUAGGAGCAGCUUGUAAUAACACUGGUCUAGCCAGAACAAAACACAGCAGCAUAGUACAAGACUUUGUAUUUUACCUUUUUGCCAACAUUAUUACGAAAAGCUAACAAAACCAGGUUAAGAACAGGGCAACAGAAGAACCUCCUGCAGUCAUUAGUAUGUCUUACUUGUCACAAGCUCUUUACUAAACCGGCAGCGCUUACUUUGAACGGGCACAGUCCCUGUGACUGGGCAGGUAUCCACGCCCCUCACUAGAGCUGUCUGACGCUCCUGCCCAGCCAGCAGCCCUCCACGGACAUCGCUCUCCAACACCGCCAGAAAUACUCGGGAGCCUGGCGUCCUCCACGGUAAGCCCAACAGGCAGUGGCUGAAAAGCUUCAUAACCACGGCGCUUAGGUGCUGUUGCAGUUGUCUUUAAUGAUCUUUUCCUUAAGAAUUCUUGUUUUCUAUGUGAUUUUGGAGUUCACGAAGACUACACUUACUGGAUCUGUUUUAAAAGGUAAAAAUUUGACUUGGCAAAGCAGUAAAAUACCCAUAACUCAAAGGGACAGGCAGCCUAGAAAAUGGGCA